UUGCGUUUCAAGCCGAUUGCACGCGCUUCCAGCUUUCAGUGGCACCCUCUCGAGUUUGAAGAGGUGUGUCGGUGGCUCGUAAGUAUACGAGCUCUCGCUUAUACCGUCAGCGGUAGGCUGUGCUCUGUACACUACUUCAUUAUAUUGAUAGAUAGAGCCCGGCUUUUCUGCGCGCCUCGUUGAGCCCCUUGAUAUAAACCACGCGUCUGGCGUUGACGUGCCCGACCGUACUACCCGUUUGCCGUGCCGGUCGAUAGCACACUUCACUGGACUUGUUGAUAACCCGAGCCGUCGAGUGCUAUAGUGACUGUCCCUAACAAAAGCGGUGCAUCGCUUGUUUCGUGAGGGAUUAUUUCGUGGUGUCUGCGCGUUGUGUGCUGUCGGCAGGGAACGCGUUAAUUUUCUCUGCUGUGCGGUGUGCGCUACAUGAGUUUCGCGGUGUGGUUCUGUCGUGCCACCGUCACGGACUGACCUGCCAUCCCUUUUGUUCUUCGCCAUAAGCGUGAAAUACGCCGGGCGGUGUCACGAACUGUCAAGUCUAGCGAGAAGAUCGUACGCUGCCUGGUUAGUUCCUUCCGGUAAGAUCAGAACGCUUUCAAAAAACCCCUCUGACAGAUUGUUGAAAGCGGUUUGAAAGCGCCCAUUCUUGCAGGACAGCUGGAGGACGUCGACCGGAUAACGGUGUUCCCCGUGAAAGAAAGUUUGAAAGCGCCGAUUUGCCCGGCUGGCUGAAGGAUAUCGACUGGAUAACGGUGUUGCCAUAGCGAAAGGAGGUUGUAGUUGUCGAUUUGACAAGAUAACUGCUGGACGUCGACAGGAUAACGGCGUUGUUCCUAGCAUCGCUGUUACUUUAUGUACAGGACUGGACAGUGAACAGCAAUGAAGGCGGAUUAGAGGAGAGAAAGCCCAAGCCGUGCCCCCAUUGAGCUUGCGCGGGACCCCCUUUGCUUACGCGGAUACUUGUUUUGGAAACGUGUUUAAACUGGGAGGGGCAUUGUUUAGGGGGCUCCCCGAUCUCGUGGGACGAAAACAGGAAGGGCCUGCAAUGGAGUGUCGCAUACCUGGCCGCUGAGUUACCUUCGGAAUCUUCGAGCGUUCGUGCACCGGAGGUCGUCAGGGAUAUGCGUCGGUAGCACGCCUUACGGACAGGCAAGACAAGUACUGCGCAUGCGUGAGUGACGUUUUCCGGCUACUGUUGUUGUUGCAACGCCCUUUGUCUCUUGGCUUACGGCGUCAGAAGUCGAAGCAGAUUACCCUCCGAACUGCGCAGACCGUAAUCCGCGCCCCUGAAGCUUGCUCAUUCUUUCUUUGUCGUUGCCGGUGCGCUACGUGGUGGGCCUGAUCGACGUCACACCGCCUGACUAAAGCCAACGAGGCGAAAUUCAAGCAACAUUUAUUCAUCGCUACUCGCUGCAAAGGCUUGCGGGAUUUCUGUGGGCCACUGCUGAGUGUUCUAUAAGGUGUGAAUACAGGGUUGCGCGUUUCAAGUGCUCAGCCUUCUUGCGGUUCUGUCGGUGUUUAGCUUCUUCGCAUUUCCGCAAUGUGGCGCUGCGCGCGUCGGCACUGGUGACGUAUUCUGUAGGAGCCUGCCGGGCCUGUGUGCCGCUGUUUUCGCAGUGUUUCCCAUCUUCAGGUUGCGUGCGUAGUGCUGCGAAAAACUCCAGCGGGGGAGAAAGAGCAGAUGAAAAGAAGCAAGCAAACAGACAAACAAGCAAGCAAACAAACAAACAAACAGACACUGUUUCGUUCCUUGUAGCUCCUGUUGGCAAGUGGUUCGUCUUUAUCUCGUCAUACACGCGUGCACAUAUUUACGUGGACUGUUGUGAGACAGUGCAGGAAAGCCUCCUUCAGAGCGCAUUAUACGCUGGAGGCCUAGUCUGGCAGACUUGAAACUUGCAAGCGUCUAUCCGUGUGGUUGACACGCGCGUUUGACGGAUUCGAGGAGAAAUCCCCCUAAGGAUCAACGUCUUGUCGGUUCCCUUGAGCCGUCUGCGCCACCAUCUGCUUAGCCCUUCCCGGAGAAAGAAACAAAAAAAAAAAAACUGUAUCGCAUACAUUUCGACCCUACUCCGAGCCUCAGGUGCUAGCCUUCUUCGAUCUGGUGCUCAGGACGACUCGGUUGUGCGACUUAAGUUUUUGCUAGUCGUUAGCUUCUUGGGUGCUUGGAUCUCUUCUGCCGCGGUUCUGAGAUUUAGGCGUAAGCCAGGUGUUUCUUGGGUGCUUGCGAGAAGAAGAAAAAGUAUUUAACUGACUUGGCUGAAUUUUAUCCUUUUUCGCUUUUGGUGCUACAAGAAUCGCAAUAACGGACUUCGAUAUCGUCUUACUGCAUUUCCUUGCUUCUUUACUUUUCCUUCUUCUUACGUCACUUGGUCGGCUCGUAGCCGGCGCUAGGGGGCACCACUGUGCUGGAUACUAUAGAAACUUCUCCACUCUUCAAAAAGUCCUCACACGACAAGGAGAGGCAGCUUUAGAAGCUUCCUUUUAUUAAGUGUGUCCUUUCGGUUCGGAUAUUUGCACCUUUUUCCUUUUCAUAGUCAAGUCAUUCUCGUGCAAGCCAGAGUAGAAUAUAUAUAUUUUUUUCAUUUCUGCAUGUACUCUCGUUCUUACCGGCCAAAGUAUUGCGUUUAUUGUCGAGUUUCAUCUGCAUGCGUAUUCAAAGCUUCGAACUGCAACUCGUCGGGUGACUUUUCAAGGGACUGUUCUGAGAGUCUUUUUUUUUUUCUUCUAAUCUUUCUGCGUUGUCACGGCAACCAUUUGCGAAAGUUAGUCGCGUCUUAAAAGUUUUUCUGUCGUACGAAAUAAGAUCUCGGAAUCGUUAUGUAGUAUCGCUGUCGCGGUUUCGUAUUUCGAAGAGGUCGUUCUUUGGCACGCGUUUUGGAAAUCGACGUGCGUAUCGAAGGAACCAAAAAAAAAGAAAGAAGGCGCUCUUAAUGAAGAAAUAAUAAGAGGAACAGUGAAGUGACUCGCUUGUCAUUUGAGCCUGCGAAAAGGAUCGCAACACAACUCUGGUGCUCAGCUUCUCAAGCAGUGCGAAGAAACGUUUAAGUAAAUAGAUUUAAAAAAGAAUCGGUAGAGUCCGUGGAACUCUUCCUACUUUGGUCGCUGGAAAGAGAACUUCGGCGACAUUCUUCGACUUUGAGCCAAGCCGCCAGGUCGAGUGGCUGCAACUGUGCCUUGCGAUCGAUAUUUCUCGGCACACGUUUUCCUUGUAGUUGGCUUUUAGUUCUUAGCUGAUAUUGAUUCGUGACGGCCAAGGUUUCUCCUUUAACUCAGCGGUCCCAAAUACACAAAGGUUCUCGACUCGAACGCAGCAAGGAGCCCAAUGUCCAAGAGAGUCGCUUCGCGACAUUCUUCGCUCCGAUAUUGUAAGACGGGGCUAUACGGCUGAGAGGAAACCUCGUGGAAAAUCAAUCAGCCCACUGGUCAGUUGGUGUGUCGGUAAUAUCGGUUAUCAAAAUUAGUUCGUUUGGCACGUAAAUGACAACGUUGUCACUGAAGACGAGAUUUAGUCUGAUGUACGUCAAAUUAGUGUGCACCUGCGCUCGAACUAUUUUUAAUCCCCUGUCAUAGACGUAACUGAUAUUUGCAAUAUUUUCUGUUAUUUUUUGUCAGCCCUGUUUGUUCGUCUACAAGUGUUAUACAGGGCUCUCAAGAGAAGUCAGUGUCGACUUAAAAAAAUACACAGUAUGCACUUUCUUCCGGUUCGGUGCUGAUAUGCUACGCUGAUCUCGAGGCUCGUGCAGUUUCAAGCACGCGUGUAAGAACUUGCCGUUUCUCCGAUUUCGUGCGCCUAAAGAAGCAUUGUGUCUGAAGCCAGGAAGCGUCUGCCGUACCUGUGGAUCGAACUUUGUAGCAGCUCACUAUUUCCUUCGAAAAGAAGCAGAGUUGACAUCGGCAACUUGCGUACGGGGACUCGCAGCUGUCUCUUCGCUUCAGGUCUUCAAAACACCCCCCGAGGCUGCUUCCUUCUAGCGCGACGAGAAGUCCCGCUUGAAUCUUGUAAAGCCGCGUCGCGUGAGUUGAGAAUAUGCGCUAAUUUUGCGCUCCUCAGAGACUGCUCGCGCAGGUCCGCGCGUUAUCGAAGUCUCUGUGCAUUCGGUGCGAAACUUGCGAUAACGAGAGGAAGCCAAGGACCGGUGCACGACCUCGCGUUAUCGUUAGGUGUUGCGCGUCGUCGGCGCUGCUGGCUUUUGUCUUCUGCACGCGUCGUCUGCUUUGUAGAGCGCUUGCACCGCGUGUCUGUGCACCCAAGCCUACACGUGUCGUCUGUUAUAUACGGAUACUGUGUCGCCUGGAAAGAAUACCGCGUCGUCUGGAAGCUCGCGGCUCGGCAGGGGCCAUCUGCUUCUGCUGCUGCUGACGUCAACCUAAGUUUUUUUUUAGGCAUCUGCAGACGCUAAAUUCUAGCAGUGCACGGUGUCACGACGCCGUGAGCGGUGAAUCUUCGUUUACGCUCCUCGCGUAACGUGUCUCAAACGCUUUGCAUCGUACUUCUGCAACUAAAGUGGAUUUCUUCUGAUCGUCUGCAGCGUUGGUGUUACUGAGCUCGUAUUCUGUUUCAACCGGAGCCACGCAGUGCGAACGUUUCAAAUCGUCCGUUUCCUAGGCUACCGAGCUCAUUUCCGCCAGCAAACUGCGUCCUGUGCAAUCGAAAACGUAACGACUGCGUCGUGCGCUCUCAACACAGCGAGACCGUAGGUUCGCCCUGUUCGACGCUACGGUGGCCAUUGUAUUGCUGCGUCACGUUCGGCGAACUUCUCUCGUGCGCUUAUUGGUGGUUCGAUGUGUUGUGAAAACCGCGACGUGAAGUGCAAUUGUGUGGUGUAACAGUGAUCACCGUUGUAUCUUGACUGGAGCGUGCACACUCGUUGUCGUGCUGGCAUCGUAGUUCAUCCCAGUCUAAGGAGUUCACGAACAUCGCCAGUAUUUCUCGUCUAAGGACACGGCAUAGCUCACCGGCCAGUGAUAACGGACGUGGAAAACUUCGCCGACGCGCUACUUCAGUCGCUGCAAUGGACAUCAUCCUGUUGACGAACUCUUCCACGUGAACUGUUUGCGAGCGCCGUUGCUAGGCAAUAGAACAGCCAUGAUUCAGCGCCAGGAGAGCACCAUAUACGAGGAGGACAUGCCUGUGGUGAUGCGCCGCCGUGGUGUGACCAUGCGCGUGCGCAUCGUGAGCGUCGACUCGCCCACAAACUCGGCGCCAGCGUCGCCCUGGACGUUGGACUCGUCCUCCACGUCUCCAGGCGGCGCGCUGAUCGGCAGCACCGGGCCGGGCGCUUUCCUCUCUCGGACGCCCCCCAACUGCUCGCCGCGGCGCCUGGCGGCUGCCGACGAAACUUCCGCGGGUGGCGGCGGCUGCGACUUGAGUCCCGGCUGGAGCCCGCUGGGUCCCCGGCACGGCGUGCACCGCAGCCGGUGCAGCACCGAGCGGCGCCGGAGGGAAUCCCUGGCGUGCAUGCCUCCGUCGGCGGCGCUCUCUGGCGGAAGCCACCACCACUACCACCACGCCACGUCGCUGCUGCUGCACGGCGUGGGCAUCGCCGGGGGCGGGCAGCUGGGGCAGCUGCUCAGCUCGUCGUGCACGGCAUCCUUCUGCGCGGGAGCGCUGGCCACAGGGACGUCGGGGCAGUCGAAUUUGGUCCGUAUGCGAAGCUCGACCAUGGGACAGUCGGCCCCAAACCUUUCCCUUACUACAACGAAGGAGCUCAAUGUCUCCAGACGAGGAAGUCGGUGCUCGUCGGCUCGCAAGAGCCUCAUCUGCAAUACUUCCCCAACCCUUCCCAGGUGCCAUUCUCCCAUUCCACAGAGCAGCCCUCUGGACAGCCCCCGCAACAUGUCCCCGAGUCAACACUUCGCAUUCGCCCCCGUCAAAAAGGCGGACGGCCGGCGAUGGUCAGUCGCGUCACUGCCGUCAUCGGGCUAUGGGACCAACACACCCGGAAGCUCCAACGUAUCUUCCCAGUGCUCCAGCCAGGAGAAGCUGCACCUGCUGCCCUAUCAGCCAACGCCGGAUGAGCCGGCGGGCACUCCGGUUGGUGGUGGCCAUCCGCCGCACUACUUUCCGCCGCACCAGCACCACCAGCAGUACCACCACCCGUUCACGCACCACAUCCACCACCACGUCCACCAGUCGCGGCACUUCUCCAGCAACGAGAGCAACCCGGGCCUCGAGGACGAUGGCCACCAGCAGCAUGGCGGGGCCUCCACCUCGUCUGGAGCGCACGCCGCGGCCACGACGACGUCGUCGGGCUCUGCGUCGCCCAUCAUCAGGCCGCGGUCGCGUAGCCUCAGUAGUCCCAUGCGGUCACCCGGGAUUGACAACGAGAUUGUCCUUAUGAACAGUGUCUACAAGGAACGCUUCCCAAAGGCCACCCAGCAGAUGGAGGAGCGGCUGGAGCAGUUUGUGACGCAGGAGGCGGAGCUGGAUGCCCAGCACUCCUGCGACGCCGUCGCCCGCUUCGCCCAUCACCAGAUAAUCGAGCUAGCACGUGACUGCCUGCAAAAGUCUCACGACAAGCUCGUCACUUCGCAGUACUUCUACGAGAUGUACGAGAGCCUCGAGAAGCUGCUUGCUGAGUGCCAGGAAAAGUCACCGGAUGCUGCCCACCACCUCCGGAAACUCGUGCGCAAGUUGUUGCUCAUCGUGUCCAGGCCUGCACGACUGCUGGAAUGCCUGGAAUUCGACCCCGAGGAGUUCUAUCGGCUGCUGGAGGCGGCCGAAGGCCAGGCCAAGGUGGUGCAGGGCGUGUCCACAGACAUCCCUCAGUACAUCAUCAACAAGCUGGGACUGAAUCGGGAUCCCUUUGCAGAUCUGGCUGCAGACCUGCAGACUGCAGACCAACUUGACUCGGUGCCCGAGGUUGAAGAAAGAAAGCCACCGACCAAAACACCCUGCGAGGAUGACUUCGAUACCAUCAAACUCAUAAGCAAUGGUGCCUAUGGGGCCGUGUACCUGGUUCGCCACCGGGAGAGCCGUCAGCGCUUUGCCAUGAAGAAGAUCAACAAGCAGAACCUGGUCCUGCGCAACCAGGUGGAGCAGGUGUUUGCCGAGCGCGACAUCCUUAGCUUCACCGACAACCCCUUUGUCGUCUCCAUGCUGUGCAGCUUCGAGACCAAGCGCCAUCUGUGUUUGGUGAUGGAGUACGUGGAAGGGGGCGACGCGGCCACCUUGCUAAAGAACAUGGGUCCACUGCCCGUGGACAUUGCCCAGUUCUACUUUGCCGAGACGGUGCUUGCUGUAGAGUACCUGCACAGCUACGGCAUCGUCCAUCGGGAUCUCAAACCCGACAAUUUGCUCAUCACUAACAUGGGCCACAUCAAGCUGACUGACUUCGGUCUGUCCAAGGUUGGACUCAUGAACUUGGCCACCAACCUGUAUGAAGGCUACCUGGACAAGGAGACCAAGCAGUUCAACGACAAGCAGGUCUACGGUACACCCGAGUACAUCGCCCCGGAAGUCAUUCUUCGACAGGGAUACGGCAAGCCCGUGGACUGGUGGUCGAUGGGAAUUAUUUUGUACGAAUUUCUAGUCGGCUGUGUGCCCUUCUUUGGGGAGACCCCCGAAGAACUCUUUGCUCAUGUCAUCAAUGACGAGAUCGAGUGGCCAGAGGACGACGACUGGUCACUGCCUGAAGACGCCCGGCACCUCGUCUCCCAGCUACUGCAGCAGAACCCGCUCGAUCGCCUGGGCACAGGGGGUGCACACGAGGUCAAGGAACACCCAUUCUUCAACGACGUCGAUUGGGACUCCCUCCUCCGGCAAAAGGCUGAAUUUGUGCCCCAACUCGAAGAUGACGAGGACACCAGCUACUUUGACACACGGACCGACCGGUACCAGCAUGACGACUCUGAAGACCACGAUGAUGGGGAGGAGCACACGUUCUCGUCUUUCUCGUCAUGCUCGCCACGCUACCGAAAGGUCUACUCCCGCAUUGAGAAAGAGCUAGAAGAAGAGAACCUGCUCAGGCAUGUGUGUGAAGAAAGCCACCGCCGCUCGCUCAGCCGCACGGACUCUGCUCCGUCGGACUCCAGCGGAGAGUCUACGCUCCUCCGCACCCCAGCGCCUGGAGCAGGGGAUGCCUCCACGCGGCGGCUGUCUGGCUCGUCGCCUGAGCUUCCACCGCCGGGCGGGCGUCCGCUGUUGACGAGCACCCCAGAGUCAUCGCAAACGGAAUCGGAUGAGGUGUCCCCCCAGGUACAGCGGAGAAGACGGCCAGGCAUCGCUGAUCUGCCUCGCUUCGCCCUCUCCGUUGACCGGGAGGACACAUCACGCCGAUCCCAUCACCGCUUGUCAGCACCCUUGCCCCUGCCUCUGCCUGCCACCGCCACCACUUCAGCUGCUGCCACUGCACCGACCUCGCCGGCGGUCGCCACCACUGCAGGCGAGCCCCGGGAGCUCUCUCCUGUCGCGGAGCGAUUGGCCCGAACCGACAAGGGCCAGCGCACUCCUGAGCCCAAAACCAGCGAUACCAGCGGAGGGAGCACCAGCAGUAGCGGCACCAGUACAGGCACCGGCAGCACCCUUGGGGCCACCGGACCGAGAACACCGGAGAAGGCAGCCAGCGGCUCGCCACGAUCGACGCCCAAGCUGGCAGCCACGCCCCCUAUGCCAACACCCUCACCACCCAUCAAGCUGCGCUCGCGCUCGGUCAUCAAGUCUGCGUCGGCAUCGGGCCUUUCGCUCAUGAUCCCUUCUGAUGACCUCAGCGCAGCAGCUGCUGACUUGUCCAGCAGCAUACACUCAGGGGUGCUUGGCUCGCCCGGCGGCUCAAGCACGAGCUCGCGUGACACGUCGCCAAGCCGGGAACUGAGUCCACUAGUGGCACAACUCAAGCCCCCCAUCAUCAUCCAGAGGGGGCCACGGGGUUUCGGAUUCACCAUCCGGGCCAUCCGUGUCUACUAUGGAGACUCGGACGUCUACACCGUCCAGCAUCUUGUCAUGGCGGUGGAGAACAACAGCCCGGCGUUCGAGGCGGGCCUGCGGCCCGGCGACCUCAUCACUCACAUCAACGGCGAGGCGGUGCAGGGUCUGCUGCACCCACAGGUCCUGCAGCUGAUCCUGGCCGGCGGGAGCCGCAUAAACAUCCGCACCACGCCCCUGGAGAGCACCUCCAUUCGCACAGGAGGCCGCAGGCGCAACCCCACGACCAGCCGGCUUGCCCGGCGGAACACGCGCCAGCGACGCGUCUCCCAGGGACCUGCAGCCACACUGGGAACCAAGCUCCAGGGUUCACCGCCGGCAAUCGGGUCAAAGCCGGUUGACAAGAAGAGGCGUGCAUCUCUUCUCCGGCGACUGAGCAACAAACGUGCCAGCGCCGAGAUCCAGCAGCUCGUGAGUGCGGCUGUGUCAACUCCGACCGGACUUGCUCCGAGCCGGAGCUUUCAGUCGCUUGCCGAUCCUGGCAGCGCCUCACCUCCACCACGGAGUGGUGGCAUCACCGUCAGCUUCAUCAAAGAGAGGUCCUCAUCCGACUCGUCGCACUCUACGAGCAAUUCCUCGCCAAGCAGCUCGCCCAGUUCAAGCGUGCCAAACUCGCCUGCUGGAAGCGGGGCAAUACCACCGGGAGCUGCUGGCGGACCAGUUGCAGCAGCAGCAGCAUCUGUUCAGGCCCAUUUUCAGCGGCCCAGCUCGCUGCACGGGCUCAAGCACAAGUUGGCCCAGACCUUCCGGUCCCCGCGCCGAAAGUCUGUCGGUCACAUACCACUCUCGCCGCUUGCUCGCACCCCGUCUCCGUCGCCACUGCCGGUAAUCAGUCCAACACGGUCGCCAUCCCCACUAGCCUUCCCUCCGGGACAGGCUCCACCAGCUCACCAUUCUCACCAUCCACAUCACCACGCGCAUCAUCCGGCAUCCGUAGUGGCAGUCCAGUCACCUCAGGUGUUUACGGCAGGCCGGAAACCGUCGCCUCCGACGCUCGUGCCAGCAGCGGCCACUGUGACUUCGUCGGCACGCAAGUCACUGAUGAGACCCAAGAGUGCAGAGCCCGGCUCUCCCUUGUUGAGGCGAGCCCUCUCGCCAGACCGCCUCCAUCCGAAGUCGGCAGAAUCCAAACCAAGACGAGAAUCUUUCUGCACGCAUGCGUCACCACUGGCCCUGACGUCAACACCUUCCACAUCGCAAGGCUCGCCACCGCGAGUGGUGUCUACUAAGACUGGCAGCCUGUUGUCUCGAAGUACGCUCACUUUGUCGCCAGCAGGGGGAACACGAAUUCCAAAGUCGGCAAGCACGCUGGUACCCGGAGAGGAGGGCGGCGAGGUAAAGCCACAGGGUGGCCGAGCCCGCAGUCACUCGCAAAGUGAAGUCGAAAGCCUCGUCGAUAAUGACGACGAUGACACGGCCACGACUUCUGCUGAAAGACCCCCCUCGCCACUACAGCGUUCUCCAAAAGAGCGGGACCUGUCUGCAGGCUGCACCGAACUUCCGCCCGACGUCCCGUCCUUUACAGUGACGCCUAGCACUCCCCUUCCGACUGCUGACAGUGAAGACGGUUCUUCUGGCAGUGAAGUGCGUAGUGGUGUGCAGUGUGACGACGGUGUCACUACAGCAACUACUACAACCAUCUCCACAAGCCCAGCAAUGGCAUCGGUCUCCACUACAUCGAGCGCAGCCACAACUGCAAAAAAGCCCGCAUCGCCAGCGAGUACAUCUUGUGCCGCCACGGCCACUGCUGUAACUCCGAUGCCACCGCAGGCAUCUGCAGCACAGUCUGCAGCGGCGAGCAUGAAACGGCCUCCGUCAACAGCAGCAGCUCAACCCAAAGGCAGUUCUACUUCAUCGUUACCGCAGCCGGCUUCUUCAAAUGGUGCUAGUAAAUCCCAGCCUUCGCAACUGAACCCAGCAGAGACUGGUCCGAAGCAGGUGGCGGAGACAAAAAGGGCGCCUUCGAAACAACCGGCCAGCAGUGAACAGAGGGCAUCUGGUGUAGUGCCACAGAACAAGUCAAAAAGCACACCGGAACCAGCACACACGACGAAACAGGCUAAGUCGUAGCUUCACUGGUGGGAAGAGCAGUGCGGUUUGGCGCUUGCUAUGUGCUCUGAGCAGCCUUGUGCUCUCACUAGCGUCACUGAGGCAUGCUCGCAGUAUUUAUUAUUGCAUUGCAGCGUCGUGCAGUCCCAGAUCUCUACCAUACCUAACUCCUUAGUGGCUUGACCAGGCCCACAGAGUUACUCCCCACCCCCCCAAACUCCUGUUCUUUUUGUCUCCUCUGGGAGCGGCACUACCUUCUUGCGUUUCGUCGUGUGGCCCGCAUCCUAGAUGCAACCAGUCAGUCAAGUCAGUGACGAGGCCAUUCCCGUGUGUAAAGUGUGCAUCCUCUCGACGCUUAGCCCUUCCUCCCGAGUUUUUGACUGUUCCGCUUCUUUUGUUUUUUUGUUCACAUGAUGAAGAGCGAGAGAUGUUUCUCGCGACGUGUUGAGUCUGUGGUUUUUGCGUAGCGUGUUCUACACUUGUUGACGGUUGUUACGUUUGCCAUCGGCGCAGACGGCGAGUUUUUCCAGUAUCUACACGCCGCCUGCCCUGCGCCGCUGUAUUUGCGCUUUUACUCUCGCCCAGCUGGCUUUAUUACCAUUUUCUCUAGCUGUGAAGUAGCAUUUGACGUCCUUUUGCUGCUCUUGUAUGACCCCGCUGCAUGGAAAACGCUGUUGCCAUCCGGAGGAACUGGUCGUGGCAGGUUCGGACCUAAGUUGUAAUGCAGUUCUUUGGCUGGUAAGAACCUGUGCACACGCAGUGCAACUUUAUGCGAGACUCCUAAACAAAAUCAAUGGCACUAUAGUGGCAGCCCUGCACCCUUAAUUCUGCAUAAAUUGCUCCCGAUUCGAGUUAUGCCAAGACACGUCGUUGAUAACACAGAAGCAGCUAGCAUAUGCUACUCUUGUUAUAAAAUUAUCGAGGGUUGCCACAAAGCUUAUGAAAUGUGGUGUUCUGCCACCAAAGAGCUGGCAAACUGGCCCUGGCUAAACGUUAAAUUUCUUGGCUACUUGCACCACAGUUUGGAAAGAGCUCAGUUCACGAAACUACACCUCCAUGCAGCGGAGUGCAACAGGAAAGUCAUUCUUCUCGGGUGUGUUCUCUUUGCCGUGUAUUGUGCGUGCCGAUUGUGUGUUUAUAGUCUUCAUUUCGCAACGAUACCACCAGGCCAACUCUGUGCGACCAUUUUUCCGGCAACGUGCAAUCACACCGUGAUCAUUCUUCUAUCCUCUCCCAUACAUCAUUAAAGUGAGAACACAUUGUUGUCCAAAGCCUGUCUCCCCCUCCCCUCCCCCCCCCCCCAACUCCCCCUCCCCUUAUGGUAGUGCAAUCGAUAUCAUUGCAACCACCACAGGUUUGUUCAUCAUACCUCUUGCAUCACCAUACCUCUUGCAUCACUGGGUCCUUUCGUUUCUGUUCUUUUUUUUCUCUCCUGUGGUCAUCCUUGCCCGAUCUUUUGACCACUACUAGGAGAUUACUAAAGCCAACCAAAUUGAAUGUGCGAACGGUAGCUGAAGUGAACAACCAGAGAUGCAAAUCGUAACACUUUUGGCCAGACAGCACCAACGCUUUUUUCGCAACCAAGGCACAUGUGAUUGCGUAGAGCAGUUUUGCCAAACUAGAAUUUUACUGGCAAGGCUGUCAUAGGCUCGUGUUAAGUGCUCCUCAGUGCAAAAAAGCCAUGUGCUCGUUCAAGCCAUGGUCUAUGUCUAAAGCUCCUGACCGCCAGCAAAAUUACAUAAGCAGGCGAUCAGGAAUGUUGCUUGUAACCUGCUUGCUGUAAUCAGCAAGCAGAUUACAUAGUAGGCUUGCACAUAAAGAAUGGUGAAGGCUCAGACUUAGCGUGCUAGACAUGGUAAAAGAGGGCAGUAGACCUCAUACAAUCACAAGGCAAGAGAAUCAGUACCAUACAGUCAGUGUUCUAGCUGUACAAACAAGUCUGCUUGCCAAAUUUCACUUGCGUAUCUUGCGAGCUGUUGUGGCGAUCAACCAAAUUCCAUUACUUACGACCAUUGUUUACGUUCAGCUACCAUUGUUCUUUGCUUGAUUUGAUGCGCCAGAUUCAAUUACGCCCCCCUAUACUGCUUCAACGCGAAGCAAGUAUGAUCGCAUUCAUGGGUACUUCUAGAAUGACUGGUGCUUACAUUACACCGCACCGACAUAUCAACCGUCAACGUUGUUUUUGCAACUCUGCUCCCUCUGGCCAGCUCUUUUUCUUUCAGCAGCGUUACCGUGGUUCCCUUAUGGCUCGCGAGCGCAUCGCGCUAACAUCGCAUCAAGACAGAUGUCUUGUAAAGGUUGCUUCAUGCUCUGCUGUCGCUGCAAAAUUUGGGAAAGAAACUGCCUAGAGGUUUGUUCCCUUCUUUUUUUUUCUUUUUCGACCUGCCACCUUAGAGCUUUUGUAGGUAACAGCAGGCAUUGCCAGCCAGAGACUUUAUUGGCAUUGUGCCAUAUGAUACGUGACGAGAGGUGAUCCUGUCCCGAUGUCAUGUGGUCUUCUGUAACAUAUUUCUUUCUCCAGUCACCCCACAUGCCUGUUUGAGUUUUUGCUGCCUGGGUUAAUUGACGUUUUUAUUUUAUUUCUCUCUCUCUCUCUCUCUCUCUCUCUCUCUCUCUCUCUCUCUCUCUGUCAACCUCCAAGACGCCUUGUUUCUGCGCUGUCUUUGCAUUCAAGGCAUGGGUGUAAACAGCGUGAACUGGAGUUUUGUGCCAUCCUGUUCCCACACUUUCUUCUUGCCUUCCUUGUUCAGUCAUCUAUGGCGGUGCGCUCUUUCUCAUAUACGAAUAAAAAAGAAAUCUUGUCGUCUCUGCCCCUUUUACACAAA
Dermacentor andersoni is the source of this 13797-nucleotide messenger RNA. RefSeq names its product microtubule-associated serine/threonine-protein kinase 3-like. Gene Ontology annotation, biological process: peptidyl-serine phosphorylation; intracellular signal transduction. Lineage: Eukaryota; Metazoa; Arthropoda; Arachnida; Ixodida; Ixodidae. The record is from RefSeq and is a predicted model, not a curated record. Gene Ontology annotation, molecular function: protein serine/threonine kinase activity; ATP binding; magnesium ion binding.